UUGAUAAUUGUUAUUUCGAAAGAUCCAUCAAAGAGCGAAGGUCAAACAGUGCUUUCAGAAGUGAAAAACAAUGUUUUAUAAUUUUCAUCAAACGGAAGGAUAUGAAACUUGGAAAAUUGGAAAGUAAUUUAAUGGAGUUAUCGUUUUCGAGAAUAAAAACGAUACUUAGUCCGAAAAAGGUUUAUAAUUUGGUAUCUGUGCGUUCCUGCUGCGUCUUGCUCGACAUUUAUCAUAUAGAAAGUCCUUGGAAUGGCCCUUGAUUUUUUUGCUGGUUGUUUAGGGGGUUGUGCGGGAGUAAUAGUGGGACAUCCCUUUGACACUGUGAAAGUGAUUUUGCAAACGCAAAUGCCGAAUGCUGAAAGAAAAUACGCCGGCACAGUUGAUUGUGUCAAAUCGCUAAUGGUAAGGGAGGGUCUUCGAGGCCUCUACAGAGGUGUGAGUAGCCCUUUGGCGGGGGUAGCAGGGAUCAACGCCGUCGUUUUCGGUGUUUAUGGGAAUGUGCAGAGAGCUAUCGGCGACAGCAAUAGCGCUUUAUCUCAUAUUUUGGCAGGAUCCGUGGCGGGCCUGGUGCAAAGCGUUCUUUGCGGACCCAUGGAACUGGUCAAGUCAAGAUUACAAGUCUCCAGCAAGCACAUGGGCAUUUUCGAGUGUCUCAAGCGAAUAUACGACGUCGAAGGACGGAGGGGACUUUUUCGGGGAUUAUCUAUGACAGUAGCACGCGACGUUCCGGCAUUCGGGAUAUAUUUUGCUUCUUACGAAGCGAUGACACGAUCUGACGACAACACGUCCGUUUCGGUGACGAAAUUAUUGUUGGCCGGUGGUUUGGCGGGAAUGUUUUCGUGGAUCGUGUUUCCGGUAGACGUGAUAAAGUCCAGAAUACAAGUGGACGGAUUGGAUGGGAAACCGCUGUAUAAAAACAGUUGGAAUUGCUACCUCAGAAGUACCGCUACGGAAGGCUACAGGUGUUUGUUUAGGGGAUUUCCCAUUGCUAUUUUAAGGGCGUUUCCAGUGAAUGCGGCCUGUUUUACCGUUGUGGCGUUAACGCUUCGACUUUUCGACCAAGAUAAGACGCAUAAUGAAAAGAACAUUGUAUAUAAUUACGGUACAGACAAGAAUGUGUUCAUGCCAAACUACGAAUCUUCCUUAAUGUACGCAACAUUGUAAAUAUGUAAUUAACUAGUAAUAUCGAAUAUAAGGCGUCCCUAUGUAGGUAUCAUAAAGAAUAAUAAAUUAUUUUUGGAGACA
This is a messenger RNA of Agrilus planipennis (emerald ash borer), 1245 nucleotides long. Its product is annotated as mitochondrial basic amino acids transporter. The record is from RefSeq and is a predicted model, not a curated record. Gene Ontology annotation, biological process: mitochondrial L-ornithine transmembrane transport. Gene Ontology annotation, molecular function: high-affinity L-arginine transmembrane transporter activity. Gene Ontology annotation, cellular component: mitochondrion. The coding region runs from base 250 to 1164 and encodes 304 amino acids. The transcript has 3 exons. NCBI's taxonomy places the organism in Eukaryota, Metazoa, Arthropoda, Insecta, Coleoptera, Buprestidae.